GAUCGUCGGUGCAGUACUGUUUUCAGACUUGUGUAGUGCCUUUACUAAAAAGCAGAAUGCCACUUUCUCUCUCUCUAUAACUCUUCCUUCACUCUCUUUCUUUCUUUGCAUCUAAGGUAAUUCCGGAGAGCUCUUAGUUAGGAAUCUUCCUCCAAAGGAAAAGAUCAAACUAGCCGCUGUUCAGUUCCAUCCAUGCAUAGUAGCAUUAGCUAAACAAGGAGAAGAAGGUCACACUGCAGAAGCAUCAAAUUAUGGAAUGCUACUCAAUUUCAAGGUUUCUCUUGCCUUUCUUCCUCGCGGUUACAUUUGCUGUUCAGUUCAUCCACUGCAGCGUCACGUACGAUAGGAAGGCCAUUCUCAUCAAUGGACAAAGGAGGAUUCUCAUUUCUGGUUCCAUACAUUACCCUCGAAGCACUCCUGAUAUGUGGGAAGAUCUGAUAAUGAAGGCUAAGGAUGGAGGUCUUGAUGUUAUUGACACAUAUGUUUUCUGGAAUGUUCAUGAGCCUUCUCAAGGAAAUUACAAUUUUGAAGGGAGAUACGACUUGGUUAGGUUCCUCAAGAUAGUGCAGAAAUCUGGGCUUUAUGUUCACCUUCGUAUUGGACCUUAUGUUUGUGCAGAAUGGAACUUUGGAGGGUUUCCUGUUUGGCUAAAAUAUGUACCAGGCAUAAGCUUCAGGACAGACAAUGAGCCUUUUAAGAAUGCUAUGCAAGGUUUCACUGAGAAAAUUGUCAAUUUGAUGAAGAGUGAAAAUCUUUUCGAGUCACAAGGUGGUCCUAUCAUACUUUCUCAGAUUGAGAACGAAUAUGGAGCUCAAAGCAAGUUAUUUGGAGCUGCAGGCCGUGGAUAUAUGACCUGGGCAGCAAAUAUGGCUAUCAGUAUGGGAACAGGUGUCCCAUGGGUUAUGUGCAAAGAAGAUGAUGCCCCAGAUCCUGUUAUUAAUACAUGCAAUGGCUUCUACUGUGAUGCCUUCUCUCCGAAUAGACCUUAUAAACCUACAAUGUGGACGGAGGCUUGGAGUGGCUGGUUUACCGAGUUUGGUGGUCCUAUUCAUCAAAGGCCUGUCCAGGACCUGGCAUUUUCAGUUGUUAAGUUCAUACAGAAGGGAGGGUCUUUCGUUAACUACUACAUGUACCAUGGUGGAACCAAUUUUGGACGCACAGCUGGCGGGCCUUUCAUCACCACUAGCUAUGACUAUGAUGCUCCACUCGAUGAAUAUGGUUUGAUUAGGCAACCAAAACAUGGCCAUCUAAAGGAGCUUCACAAAUCUAUCAAGCUAUGCGAGAAAGCUCUAGUUUCAGCCGAUCCAACUAUCACAUCUAUAGGAGGCAUGCAACAGGCUCACGUCUUCUCAUCCGAAUCAGGAGUUUGUGCUGCGUUUCUUUCAAAUUAUGACACCCAAUCUUCUGCGAGAGUGAUGUUUAAUAAUAUGCACUAUAAUUUGCCUCCUUGGUCCAUCAGCAUCUUGCCCGACUGUAGGAAUGUAGUCUUCAAUACUGCUAAAGUUGGAGUUCAAACAUCAACCAUGGAAAUGCAGCCAAGCAGUUCUGAAUUGUAUUCGUGGGAAACUUUUAAGGAAGAUCUUUCAGCUAUGGACGACAGCUCAACUUUCAGUUCUUUUGGUCUCUUGGAGCAGAUAAAUGUUACUAGGGAUACUAGUGAUUAUCUUUGGUACAAGACUAGUGUUGAUAUUGGUUCAUCUGAAUCCUUCCUGCGUGGUGGAAAAGAACUCCCUAGUCUCAUAGUGCAGUCAACAGGACAUGCUCUUCAUGUAUUCAUAAAUGGACAGCUUUCGGGAUCUGCCUUUGGGACAAGAGAAAAUAGGCGAUUCGCCUUUUCUGGAAAGGUCAACUUGCGUGCUGGAACAAACACAAUUGGUUUGCUCAGCAUAGCUGUUGGUUUGCCAAAUGUUGGAGGACAUUUUGAGACUUGGAAUACUGGAGUCUUAGGACCAGUUGUCGUACACGGACUUGACCAAGGAAAGUUGGAUUUGUCCUGGGCUAAAUGGAAUUACCAGGUUGGGCUAAAAGGAGAAUCCAUGAAUCUGAUCUCUCCAGAUGGUAUUUCUCCUGUUGAGUGGAUGCAAGGUUCUUUGAUUGCACAACAACAGCAGCCGCUGACAUGGCACAAGGUACAUUUUGAUGCACCUGAUGGUGAUGAACCUCUUGCUUUGGACAUGAAGAGUAUGGGAAAGGGUCAAGUGUGGAUAAACGGUCAGAGUAUCGGAAGAUAUUGGACUGCUUAUGCUAAUGGCAAUUGCAAUGGUUGCAGUUAUGCAGGAACUUUCAGGCCUACCAAAUGUGAGCUUGGAUGUGGCCAACCAACUCAAAGAUGGUAUCAUGUUCCAAGGUCAUGGUUAAAGGCGAAGCAAAAUCUUCUAGUACUCUUUGAAGAACUUGGAGGAGACCCAACACAAAUUUCUCUAGUAAAGAGAUCCGUUACAAACAUAUGUGCAGAUGUUGCGGAAUAUCAUCCCAUGAUUAAGAACUGGCACAUCGAAAGCUACGGAAAGUCUGAAGAAAUCAGAAGGCCUAGAGUUCACUUAAAGUGUAGCCCAGGCCAAAACAUUACGUCCAUCAAAUUUGCAAGCUACGGAACUCCUUUAGGAACUUGUGGAAGCUUCCAGCAAGGAACUUGCCAUGCUCCCAACUCCUAUUCCAUCUUAGAGAAGAAAUGUGUGGGUCAGCAGAGAUGCGCAGUAACCAUAUCAAACGACAACUUUGGGCAUGAUCCAUGUCCAAAUGUGCUGAAGCAUUUGACAGUGGAAGCCACUUGCUCACUUUCAGCAUCCUCAACCAUUGGACCAAGUUCAAGGGGUUGAUUUAGUUUUUUGGCUACAUACUAAAAAAACUACAUGUACCCAAAUCGUUUGUAGAUUGGAGCGAAGAUUCCCUCAAACGGGUUGUAGAGAAAAAGAAAAGAAAAGCGAAUGUAGGUGUGAAUGUUGUCGCGUAGAUUAUUGAUUUUCUGUGCCACGGAUGUGCUGGAUCUGGUACUACUGUCAUUUUAACUGCAGAAGAAUGUACCAGGGAAAGAGAUCUGUUUUUCUGUGUUUUUGUUUUUGUAUGUAAAGAUAUCGUUGUUUGUGAAACUUGGGUGGGGUUCAUGUUGGGUGUGUUGGAUACUAGGUAUGGAUAGAGAUUUGCUUGUUCUUUUUGUUGUGUUAUGUGCAGUAGUUUGGUAGUUAAUUUCUAUGAAGACACCAAAACAUUCUGAAAAGAUGUUCCUUUAAUGUUGUUAUCUCAUCUUUUAUUGCCAUU
Molecule: messenger RNA, 3258 nt
Organism: Impatiens glandulifera
Lineage: Eukaryota; Viridiplantae; Streptophyta; Magnoliopsida; Ericales; Balsaminaceae
Product: beta-galactosidase 3-like
Exons: 19
Coding region: 252-2819 (855 amino acids)
Biological process (GO): carbohydrate metabolic process
Cellular component (GO): cell wall; vacuole
Molecular function (GO): carbohydrate binding; beta-galactosidase activity
Source: RefSeq, a predicted model, not a curated record